Messenger RNA from Eruca vesicaria subsp. sativa (arugula), 1329 nucleotides. The record is from the annotation of a GenBank genome assembly. NCBI's taxonomy places the organism in Eukaryota, Viridiplantae, Streptophyta, Magnoliopsida, Brassicales, Brassicaceae.
ACCACACAAAAUGCAAAAUAAUAUCAGUACUAAAGAGAUCAUCCCAGUUUAGUACAGAAUACCCCCCUAAAGGAAAAACAUUAAUAGCAUUUGGUCCUCCGUUCACGUCUAGAGACAAAUAUAAAAUAAGACACAAAAGGAUAGAAAGAGACACAACACACAAAUCUAAAAGAAAUGGCAAACAGUGGUGAAGGUAAAGUGGUGUGUGUAACAGGAGCUUCUGGUUACAUCGCUUCUUGGCUCGUCAAGUUCCUUCUUAGCCGUGGCUACACCGUUAAGGCAUCUGUCCGAGACCCCAGUGAUCCGAAAAAGACACAACACUUGGUUUCCUUGGAAGGUGCAAAGGAAAGACUUCACUUGUUCAAAGCAGAUCUUUUGGAAGAAGGAUCUUUCGAUUCAGCUAUUGAUGGAUGCGAAGGUGUUUUCCACACUGCCUCCCCGUUUUAUCAUGAUGUCAAAGACCCUCAGGUUGAACUUAUUGAUCCUGCUGUCAAGGGAACACUUAACGUUUUGAACUCGUGCUCCAAAGCAUCUUCUGUUAAAAGGGUUGUUGUUACCUCCUCCAUGGCAGCUGUUGGUUACAAUGGUAAACCACGCACACCUGAUGUAACCAUUGAUGAAACUUGGUUCUCGGAUCCAGAGGUUUGCAAAACUUCAAAGAUGUGGUAUGUUCUCUCCAAGACCUUGGCGGAAGAUGCUGCAUGGAAAUUCGCUAAAGAGAAAGGCUUAGAUAUUGUUACCAUCAACCCAGCAAUGGUGAUUGGUCCUCUCCUGCAGCCAACUCUGAACACUAGUGCUGCUGCUAUACUAAACUUUAUAAAUGGUGCAAAGACAUUCUCCAACUCAACUUUCGGAUGGGUUAAUGUCAAGGAUGUAGCUAAUGCGCACAUCCAAGCAUAUGAGGUCCCUUCAGCUAGUGGACGUUAUUGUAUGGUCGAGAGAGUCGUUCACCACUCUGAGAUUGUGAACACUCUGCGUCAGCUUUACCCAAAUCUCCAACUCCCUGAAAGGUGUGCGGAUGAGAAUCCGUAUGUGCCAACGUAUCAAGUGUCCAAGGAGAAAAUAAAAAGCCUUGGCAUAGACUACAUACCCUUGGAAGUUAGCAUCAAGGAGACUGUUGAGUCCUUGAAGGAGAGAGGUUUCAUAAACUUCUGAGAAAGCAUUUGAGCCAACCAGAUUCAGACAUCGUACUUGCAUUGUUCUUUUAUGGGGAAAGAUUAGUAUGCUGUCAUCCUACUUUGUUGUUGGUUCCUUCAAAACACAUAAUAAAUUAUGCAAUAAACCAGUGUAAUCUCGUGACACUUAUUUCAAUUUAUGACAGUAGCUCUU